Messenger RNA from Vicia faba (fava bean), 1599 nucleotides. Lineage: Eukaryota; Viridiplantae; Streptophyta; Magnoliopsida; Fabales; Fabaceae. The record is from the annotation of a GenBank genome assembly.
AUGGCACUUCUACACACACUCUCACCUUUACCAAAACCCCUUCUCUUUUCAUCCUUCACCAAAAAGUCACUAUUUUUGACAAAAUCAACACCACCCAGAAACAGAACCAGAAAAACCUUUUCACUAACAGUUAAAGGCGUUGCAGCACCAACUACAAAAACUGAACCGAAUCAACCGUUCUCAGAAGCUGAAAGAAACGAUUUUGAUGAUGAAUUUGAGGAUGAGAGUUCUUCCUCCAGGUUUUCAUGGAGAGAUCAUUGGUACCCAGUUUCGUUGAUUGAAGAUCUGAACCCUAGCUUGCCAACACCGUUUCAGCUUCUGGGUCGUGAAAUUGUGAUUUGGUAUGAUAAUUCCAAAUCUCAAUGGGUUGUUUUUGAUGAUAAAUGUCCUCACCGUCUUGCCCCUUUAUCUGAAGGAAGGAUAGAUGAGGGAGGAAACUUGCAGUGUUCAUAUCAUGGGUGGUCAUUUGAUGGGAGUGGAGGUUGUGCUAUGAUCCCUCAGGCUUCACCUGAAGGUCCUGAAUCGCGUGCUGUUCGAUCUCAUAGAGCUUGUGCAACCAGGUUUCCUACCUUGGUGUCUCAAGGAUUGCUCUUUGUUUGGCCUGAUGAGAAUGGUUGGGAGAAAGCAAAUGCUUCCAAACCUCCAAUGUUGCCUGAUGACUUUGUAAAACCAGAGUUUGCGACAGUGAAUAUUCAGCGCGAUCUGUUUUAUGGCUAUGAUACUCUCAUGGAGAAUGUCUCUGAUCCUUCUCAUAUUGAUUUUGCUCAUCACAAGGUUACAGGGAGGAGAGAUAGAGCCAAGCCGCUUCCGUUCAAGAUGGAUUCACGUGGUUCAUGGGGAUUUUCAGGAGCUAAUGAAGGGAACCCGAGGAUCAGUUCCAAGUUUAUCGCACCAUGUUAUUACAUCAACAAGGUUGAGAUUGAUACCAAACUCCCAAUAGUCGGUGACCAGAAAUGGGUAAUAUGGAUAUGUUCUUUCAAUGUCCCCAUGGCACCUGGUAAGACUCGCUCCAUUGUUUGCAGUGCUCGAAAUUUCUUCCAGCUCACAGUGCCAGGGCCUGCCUGGUGGCAAGUGGUUCCUAGAUGGUAUGAACAUUGGACUUCAAACAAAGUAUAUGAUGGAGACAUGAUUGUCCUUCAAGGUCAAGAAAAAGUCUUUCUCGCACAAACCGAGCAAGGCGGUGACAUUAACAAACAAUACACAAGCCUCACCUUCACGCCGACACAGGCUGAUCGAUUUGUGUUGGCAUUUAGAAAUUGGCUGAGGCGACACGGCAAUGGACAACCGGAAUGGUUCAGCAAGAGCAGCUCGCCAUUGCCAUCCACCGUACUAUCAAAACGCGAGAUGUUGGAUAGAUUUGAACAGCACACACUAAAGUGUUCAUCUUGUAAAGGAGCUUACGAGGGAUUCAAAACAUGGCAGAAAAUACUGAUUGGUGCAACAGUUCUGUUUUGUGCAACUUCUGGGAUUCCAUCCGAUACCCAGCUGCGCGUAGUUCUGGCUGGACUCGCUGUUGUCAGCGCAGCCUUAGCUUUUACUGUACACCAACUAGAAAAGAAUUUUGUUUUCGUUGAUUAUGUGCACGCCGAAAUCGAUUGA